Messenger RNA from Eruca vesicaria subsp. sativa (arugula), 493 nucleotides. The record is from the annotation of a GenBank genome assembly. NCBI's taxonomy places the organism in Eukaryota, Viridiplantae, Streptophyta, Magnoliopsida, Brassicales, Brassicaceae.
UUUAGUUAUCAAACAAAUGCUCACUGCUUGUGGUUGUUCUUGUCAGGGAGUGUUCUUCCCAUUUAUAGAUCCUACUGGGAACUCGAAAGUGAUUGAUGAUGCUGCUUAUAUAAGAGAAGAUGAAAAGAAUGAUGAAAGAGUUGGUCGUGUUGUUGAUCUGCUAAAUAAGAAUCAAGACUGGACCCAGUUCACUUGGGAACUUGAGCCGAAGCCUCAUAAUUUCAUGUUAUCUGAUGAAGAAGAGCUUGAUGAAGACGAAGCUGCCCCAGUAUCACCUGUGAGGGAACCACCUGUUGAUGCAAGAAGGGGGAAGCGCAAGAUAAAUGAUCCUGGUUCCGAGUCUAGAAAGAAGAACAUGCUUUGUCAAAGAGCGGCUGAGCAUAACAGCGGUGUAUCAAGUGAAAUGAAGAGUUUCAUGGAAGGUUUGUUGACCUCUUCUUUCAGCUCUUUAAAGGAAGUGUUGCAGAAGGACAUACAAGAGCAAUUUCAGAAG